CGUCCAACCAGCAGCUUACCCAGCCCGCGUUCAGAGGAAAAUUUAUCCUCCAGAGUCAUCAUGACGCAACUGUAGGGAACUUUUUCCUGGGAAACCUCUCAGUUCAGGACAUUUUACUAGAUCAACAAGUUCUCGCUUUCCCGAGUUUUCAUUUUCUAGUUUUCCGCCGCACACCGGUGUGAUGCCAGCCGGCAUGUUCAGCAUAGACAGCAUCCUGUCCGCACGGCCGAGCUGUAAGGAGCCGCUGCUGCUGCACCGGAGCGGCCCGGUGGUGCUGUCCGCCGGCCUCACGGACUCUCUCUACACCGACUACAACGGACUGUAUUCAGCCACAUGCGGACCAUCCCCACCGGGGGUUCAGUCUGUGAACGGGACCAGGAUUGGAUAUAACGGCUACUACUACGGACAGCUGCACGUCCAGGGCGCAGGAGGUGGGCCGCCGUGCUGCGGAUCCGUGCCCGGCCUCAGCACGCAGCAGUGUCCUUGCAUCCCGACAGGCUACGACACCCCGGGCUCGGUGCUGAUCUCUCCGGUCCCCCACCAGAUGAUGUCCUACAUGAACAUGGGCAGCCUGUCUCGGACUGAGCUGCAGCUCCUCAACCAGCUCCACUGCCGCAGGAAGCGGAGGCACCGCACCAUCUUCACCGACGAGCAGCUGGAGGCUCUGGAGAGUCUCUUCCAAGAGACCAAGUACCCGGACGUCGGCACCCGGGAGCAGCUGGCCCGCAAGGUCCACCUCCGGGAGGAGAAGGUGGAGGUUUGGUUCAAAAACAGACGCGCGAAGUGGAGAAGACAGAAAAGGUCUUCGUCGGAAGAAUCAGAGAACUCUCAGAAAUGGAACAAAUCCACCAAAACGUCCGCGGAGAAAACGGAGGAGAGUAAAAGCGAGGUGGACUCAGACAGCUGAUAGCGUGAGCUUCUAGUGGGAGGUGAUGUGGACUCGACGACAUGCUGGUGGUGUGAUGAAACGUGUUGCCAUGUUGCACAGCUGUACAUAACGACAUUCUAUUAUUUUUAUUCUCUGUCCAAUAUUUAUAUUUAAUUUAAAUCAUUUUGUAAUAUUGUACACUCCAAAGGACCGCGAAGCCCGACGGAUUGCUUGACAUGUCUGAAUAUAUCGUAACGUUCUAUGUGACCUUUAUAUGGAUAUUAAAUGUUGUAAUUCUG
This is a messenger RNA of Acanthochromis polyacanthus (spiny chromis), 1167 nucleotides long. RefSeq names its product goosecoid (gene gsc). Gene Ontology annotation, cellular component: nucleus. Bases 182 to 907 code for a protein of 241 amino acids. Lineage: Eukaryota; Metazoa; Chordata; Actinopteri; Pomacentridae. The record is from RefSeq and is a predicted model, not a curated record. The transcript is spliced from 3 exons. Gene Ontology annotation, molecular function: DNA-binding transcription factor activity, RNA polymerase II-specific; RNA polymerase II cis-regulatory region sequence-specific DNA binding. Gene Ontology annotation, biological process: regulation of transcription by RNA polymerase II.